AUGCUCCCUGGGUCUAUCCCUGUUACAAUAGUGCCGCAGAGAUGCCUAGGCCAGACCAGUACCCCUGUCGUGUACAAGGACCCGGAUACUGGUAUUGUGUUUGAUACUUGGACAGCGUCCGAUAAAGUUACAAAUAGUGGCCUUACACUUGGUCUUGCGCUUCCAAGCAAUGCACUCAAGACUGAUGCCAGCGAGUUUAUUGGCUACCUACAAUGUUCAUCUACAAAUACUACAGAUAUGGGGUGGUGUGGAAUUUCCCUUGGGGGCAAUAUGAUAAAUUCACUUCUCUUAAUGACCUAUCCGUAUAACCAGACAAUUUUCACAUCCUUCCGCUAUACGACCACCUAUGCCAAGCCAAGUGUAUACUCCGGAAAUGCUACAUUGACCCAAAUCUCCUCCAAGUUGAAUUUGACGCAUUAUACAUUGAUAUACAGGUGUCAAAACUGUUUAUUUUGGACUGAUGGCAGCCAAACGGGUAACGCCUCAACGAGUGCUGGAACAUUGGGGCUGAGGUGGGCACAAUCCAUUGCGGCUCCUAGCAACCGCGACUGCCCCGAUAAUAUCAAUUUCCGCGAACAUAGUGGCGAGCAUUUUUGUGGCUGA
Messenger RNA from Talaromyces proteolyticus, 603 nucleotides. RefSeq lists its product as uncharacterized. Lineage: Eukaryota; Fungi; Ascomycota; Eurotiomycetes; Eurotiales; Trichocomaceae. The transcript is spliced from 2 exons. The record is from RefSeq and is a predicted model, not a curated record. Bases 1 to 603 code for a protein of 200 amino acids.